Molecule: messenger RNA, 744 nt
Organism: Anopheles maculipalpis
Lineage: Eukaryota; Metazoa; Arthropoda; Insecta; Diptera; Culicidae
Gene: Cpr11A
Exons: 4
Coding region: 1-744 (247 amino acids)
Cellular component (GO): chitin-based extracellular matrix
Molecular function (GO): structural constituent of chitin-based larval cuticle
Source: RefSeq, a predicted model, not a curated record
AUGAAACAUCUUCUAGGAGGACUCGGUGUGCUGUGCAUUGUGCUAGCAACACUUCACGCAGCCCGCAUCAAGAUACCGGCCAAAAGUCGCAACGAUGAUCUCUUCUCCGAGGAUGAGUUUACGUUUCCGGUCGAGGAUAAGAAGGAUCCGACCAACUUCACCGGCAAUGUUAUGAAGGCAUCGAUCGUGAUGGCGGAGGUGCGCAAUCAGGGCAAGGGCAAGUUUAAGUAUGCGGUAGAGACGGAAAACGGUAUCGAGAUUGAGCAGAUUGGAAAGUUAAAGAAUGAUUCAAAGACGUUCGUUGUGAUGGGCUCGUACACAUACACCGGUGCUAAUGGAAAGCGAUACCGUGUGCGAUACACUGCCGACGAGUUUGGUUAUCAUCCCAUCACCGAGCUGGACCUGGAAAUUCCCGAUCUAACACAAGUCCAACCAACGCAGCGAACGAUCAGUCCGCUCAAGUUUACGACCCGUUCGACAACACCACGAACGACGACGACUACUACGACAACCACCACCACUACUACCACCACCACCACCCCAAAACCGGCACUCCAGGAAGAUGGUUACCAUUACGAUCGGCCCGAUAACUCGUACCUGCCGCCAAACAAUGAGUAUCUCCCACCACAGGAACCGGACAUUGAUUAUCUACCCCCGAAGGAGGAUGGUCCGCGAAGGUACGAGGAACCGGCCGACCAGUUCCUACCACCAAAGUUCGAUCUGCGUUUGGGCGCGAAUGAGUAA